UUUCGCACGCGUGUAGAUGAUAGAGAAAAAGAGCGGCAAGAAGUAAUUCCGUUUCAAAAACUAGGCCUACCAAAGCGGAUUUAGUCACCGGAGUCGUAAAUUGUGCGCGAUCAAAAGAAGAAACACUGUAUUUGUAGAGAGCAGAAGGAACAGAAGUUUGCCUUGAUCGCCUUCUGCUGCUCUCAAGUGUCGCACGCCGGUUUUUGUUUUUCCGUUUUUUUUUGUGUAAGUGUGCUCACUGAUGAUAACCAUUUGUAUCGCUCAUAUAUAGCCAUUAUUCUAUAAAAGUACUUACUGUCACGCGUAACUCUCGCUGCCCAAUAGUUUCCGAAGUGCAUCCCUAUUAGAACGUCGUGGAGUCUUGGUUUUUGAAGAGAAGUACAAGCUGAUAAGGCUUGUUCGUUUUAGCUUUGUUUAUUAGUCAGUGAAAGGCUUUGUGCAAAAGUGAAUUAGACGCAGUGUUUGUUUGAAAAAGUGCCUGUCAUCUAAUAUAAAAGCUUAUGUUGUUUAGCAUUUGGUUGCUUUCGGCAGAGGUCACUUUCUUUUAUUAAAUGCCAAACACAGAGCUGGAAGCUGACCGUUAACCUUGUUUUGUGUUAGUUGUUGGUUGAAUAGCGUCGUAAACACCGUGUCCAAUUGGAGGAACAUAUAGGAGAACGGUGCGUGGAGGUACCCGGCAAGAUCCCAUCAGCUCGGUAACGACUGCGGAAGCUGCUAUCGACUAGCAGGCUGCUACUGCAUCAAUCCUCAAAUCUUAACGAGAAAAGGGCGAAAUCUCCACAUCCCAAAAUGUCCGAGCAGCUGAAAGAGGAAAAGCCCAACCGGUAUGGGCACGUCGAGCAGGUGGAAAUUCUAACCACCACGGAUACGACCCAGGCGGUGAAGCUACGCGUUGCCAAGGAAGGUAUCGCUUCGCUCGAUCCUAUUUCAGUGCCAGAAUUGAUGAACCGCACGGUGCGAGACUAUCCAGAUCAUCCGGCUAUUAUGUACAAGAAUGCCCAGAAGACCUGGACACCGGUUACGUAUAGGGAAUACCGCGACCGCGUCCACAAGAUGGCCAAGGUAUUCAUCAAACUUGGCCUGGAGCCCCAGCACACGGUUAGCGUGCUCGCCUUCAACAGUCCCGAGUGGUUCGUUUCCGAGCUGUCGGCCAUCCACGCUGGUGGCAUCAUUACCGGUGUGUAUACGACCAAUUCCGCCGAAUCGGUUAAGCACGUGCUGGAAAGCUCCCGGACCAACAUCGUCGUGGUGGACGACGCCAAGCAGAUGGAGAAGAUCUACUCCAUCAAGAGCCAGUUGCCACAUCUGAAAGCCGUCAUCCAGACGACGGCCCCCUACGCUCCGUACGUCAAGCGGGAGGAUGGCUACUAUCGGUGGUCCGAGCUAGAGGAGAUGAAUACCGAUGACGUGGAAGAGGAAUUCAAGACUCGUUUGGCAAACAUCGUUACUAAUAAGUGCUGCUGUCUGGUGUACACCUCUGGAACCGUGGGUAAUCCGAAGGGAGUGAUGAUGUCCCAUGACAGUUUGACCUGGGAUUCGUACAGUAUCGGCAAACGGUUGGACCAGAUCCAGUACGGAAAGGAAGUGUUGGUAUCAUUCCUGCCGUUAAGUCACAUCGCCGCCCAGAUGGUGGACAUCUUCCUGUCCUUGCAGUUCGCCUGUACGGUAUACUUUGCCGAUAAGGACGCCAUGAAGGGAACGCUGAUCAAUACACUCCAGGAAGCCAAGCCAACGCGAAUGCUGGGUGUGCCUCGGGUGUACGAGAAGAUUCAGGAGAAGAUGUUGGCCAUUGGAGCGCAGAGUGGGGCCGCCAAAAAGAUGGUUUCUUCGUGGGCCAAGAGUGUUACGUUGCAACACCAUAUGGAUGCCAUGGACGGCAAACCAACCAACUCCUGGCAGUAUCGUUUCGUGAGAAACUUCCUGCUAUCCAAGGUGAAGGAUGCGUUGGGAUUGAGCCGGUGCGUAACAAUGGUCACUGCUGCCGCUCCGAUGGAUCCGGAGACGAAGAAGUACUUUAUGAGCUUGGAUUUGCCGAUCAUGGAGGCGUUCGGUAUGUCGGAAACAUGUGGAGCUCACUCGUUGACUACCGCCGAUAGCUACAACUUUGCCACGAUCGGAAAAAGCUUGGGUGGGUGUGAGACCAGGAUUGACAAACCGGACGAACGUGGCCACGGGGAAAUUUGCAUGCGCGGUCGACACAUUCUGAUGGGAUACGUCGGUGAAGAGGCAAAGACUAAGGAAGCUAUCGAUGAGGACGGAUGGCUGCACUCGGGAGAUGUGGGCUACAUCGAUGAUCAGGGAUUCAUUUACAUUACCGGUAGAAUUAAGGAACUAAUCAUUACCGCUGGCGGUGAGAACAUUCCACCGGUGCACGUGGAAAACUUGGUCAAAAACGAGCUGAUGCAGGUGAGCAACGCGUUCCUGGUCGGUGACAAGCGCAAGUUCCUGACGAUGUUGAUUACGCUGAAAACGCACAUGAACCUGGACAGUGGCGAACCGAAGGACGAGCUUACGUCGGAGACGAUUGGAUGGCUUAAGGGCUUUGGAGUGGAGUACACCAAGCUGAGCCAGAUCAUCGCCGCUGGUCCGUGUCCGAAGGUGCUGCAAGCCAUCCAGGAAGGAAUCGAUCGUGCCAACAAGAAGUCCAUCUCCAACGCCCAGAAGGUGCAGAAGUUUGCUCUGCUCCCGGCUGACUUUUCGGUGCCGGGAGGUGAACUCGGCCCAACCCUGAAGGUAAAACGAAACAUCGUCCUCAAGAAGUACGACGACAUCAUCGAAAAGUUAUACGCCUAAAGCACAGUGCCUGCUGUGAAUUAACCUGAUGACCGGAUAAAUCGCUACCAAAAAAAAAAAAUGAUGCUGCGCUGUUGAUACCUAUAUAUUUUUUUGUUUUGUUUAAAACUUUUAUACUAUUUUUUGUUUUCGUUUGUUUGCUAAUGUGCAUUGUUUAUCAACGUGCUCUAGCAAUGGGACUUAAAGACACUAUUACUUUUCGUUAGCUUCGCCUUACCAAAACCGUAAAUAUAGAAACUAUACACCUGAGUGGCCGCAUCACACGUUUAGAAUUAGUUGGUGAUAUUAUUUAGCGGAUCGUACGGAAUAUGUGAAACCGCUGUGGAGAAGAGCCUUGCCGGCAGCCACGAGGUGCAUGUACGAUAUACGAUUCGGAUACGGCCUGCAAUGGGCGCGGAUGGCUAGAUGGAAAACGAGACGGCUCCUGUAAAUAAGAAGAUUCCAUUUUAGGAUGUAAUUAUUACCUCAUUAGAAUCAUAUUGUUGUUAGAUGAAUGCGAGUGAGAGAAGCUUCCUCUGGAUGAUACGGCAGCGGAUGGAGAGCGCGCGCGAAGAGCGAAGGUUAGCUGUUAAUUGAAUAAAAUCAAUUUUCUUAUAA
Molecule: messenger RNA, 3390 nt
Organism: Ochlerotatus camptorhynchus
Lineage: Eukaryota; Metazoa; Arthropoda; Insecta; Diptera; Culicidae
Gene: bgm
Product: bubblegum
Exons: 10
Coding region: 790-2793 (667 amino acids)
Cellular component (GO): endoplasmic reticulum; membrane
Molecular function (GO): long-chain fatty acid-CoA ligase activity
Source: RefSeq, a predicted model, not a curated record